AUGUUUAAGCACUUUUGCCGUGGUGGUGGCCGCCUCAAGCUCCCCAUUGACGAGCCCGCUCUGGCGCCUGCUUCGCGAAAGCAAAAGAAGCGUCUUCGCAAUGUCAAGCGCCUGUCUGUGCUCGUCGUUGCCGUGACCAUUAUGGCCACUGGCUUCAUGGCCACCAAGAGCUCGUCACUUGCAGGCGCUCUGCGUCAGUCGUCCUGGGACGGCACCGUCACCCACGCUCAGCUCCAGAACCUCUCCCUCCCUCCGCCGCAAGAAUCCCGCAACGUCGGCGGCACGCGUCGCUUCCGCGUCUUCAUGGCCGCCGACGCCCCGAACCUGAGCCUCUGCAAGUCCGUCAUGUCCUCGGUCGCCCUCGGCUACCCGCUGCCCAUCCUGCUCAACUGGAAGGGCGAGUUCAACCGGCCCGAGUGGCACCUCGCCGGCAGCCACAUUGCCAAGCUCGAGAGCCUGCACGCCGCCAUCGAGGCCCUGCUCGCCGAUCCCAACGACAUUGCCCACGACGACGACCUCGCUGUCCUGGUCGACUCGUACGAUGUUUGGUUCCAGCUGCCCCCGUCGGUGCUCAUUCAGCGCUACCACCAGAUCAACAAGGACGCCGACAGGCGCAUACGCGACCAAUGGCGAGAAACGUGGCGCGGUCGCGGCGACGACGACGACGACGACUUUCCCAUACCGCCCCCCAAACAAAACAUUGUCGUCACGUCGGCCAAGGACUGCCAUCCGGGCCCCGAGUCGGGCUCGCAUCCACACUACGACCACUGGCCGCAGUCGCCCAUGCCGAAAUUCAUGUACGGCCCGGGCACCGACAAGGUAUCGGGCCCCCUGUUUGACCCCGCGCGAAAGUACAAAAAGGUGCGUCCGCGCUGCGUCAACAGCGGCAUGAUUAUGGGCACCAUGGGCGCGCUGCGCGCUGCUCUCGCCCGCAGCAAGGACAAGAUUGCCGAGGCGGAGCGCACCGGACGGCAGCUCUGGAGCGACCAGGCCCUGCUCGGCGAGGUCAUUGGCGAGCAGGAGCUGUGGCGCGAGUGGGUGCGCCACCUCGGCGCGACCUGGGACGGCGACGACGACGACACCGCCGGGGCUCCGCUGUACGGUGGCCUGCACCGGGACGUGGUGCCCAUUGCGCGCGCUGCGCUGCGCGAGGGCAAGAAUUUCGAGUUUGGCAUCGGUCUCGACUACGCGUUUAGCACGAUCCCGCCGACGUGCUCUGCCGAGGAGGACGGCGACUUUGUCGCGCUCAGCGACCACGAGCAGGUCGAGGCCGCGUCGGAGCGCGCCGGCGUCGUCGACGGCGUCCGCGUCCGCGGCGUGCCGCCCGAGCUACUACUCCAUACGACGCCCAACGCCGCCCGCGACGCCAUCACGUACCGCGAUCCGCUGCGCGACAUUGCCUGGGGCGAGGUCCCCCUCUACACCGACUUCUUCUUCGGCACCACGCCCGUCGGCAUCCACCACAACGCCUACGUCGACGGCCUCAAGGCCUGGCGCAUCGACAACUGGUGGGAGCGCAUGUGGUUCCACCGCCACCUGCGCAGGCUCGUCUCGUCGCACCUCAUCCUCCCGCAGCAGACGGGCUCUGGCGGCGUCCGGCCCAUUGUCCGCGUGGCCAAUGUCUCGUCGGACGGCGUCGAGGUCGUCUACGUGCCCCCGGCGUCGGAGUCGCAGGAAAAAGUCGUCACGGUGUUUGAGCCGGCUAGGAGGGGUGCUGCUGGUGAAGAGGCCGUGUUUGAGCCCAUUUCUUUUGAUGGCAUUUGUCAAAGGGGGAAAAAGCCGUGGUUUGAGGAGCUCUUUGGCGACAAGAUUGGUCCCUUGGCGCUUUGA
Messenger RNA from Beauveria bassiana ARSEF 2860, 1830 nucleotides. RefSeq lists its product as uncharacterized. Lineage: Eukaryota; Fungi; Ascomycota; Sordariomycetes; Hypocreales; Cordycipitaceae. The record is from RefSeq and is a predicted model, not a curated record. The coding region runs from base 1 to 1830 and encodes 609 amino acids. The transcript is spliced from 2 exons.